AAACAAUGGUAUAUAACAGUCUUGAUCUCUACCUCUUCUAUGUCAUAAUUAACUCAUAAGUCAUAACUCACCUGAGUGAGAACAUUGUGUCGUGGCCGUGGGUAUAAAAGUUCAGAAACAUCUUGGCUUAAAAAAAAGGUUUGAUGUCAAGUAGUAUAGUAGCAUAUGAUGAUUGUGAUUUUAUUAGUUUAGGAUUUUUAAAUCAAAGCUUCGUGGGUGUGUUGUUGUUUUAGAAAUCAAAUAACCCUAGUUUUGCCGACAAGCAAUGGUACAAAAAACGGCGUCGUUAGGGGAAUUAUAGAAAUACGAAAGUGUUGUUGAAGAGUGCAAAAACCCCUAACGUAGAUUAAAACGAGAACUUUGAAGUUAGGGACUUACGUACGAGUACGACUAGAGGCGAAGAAAGACGGAGAUGGCGAAACCUAAGAGAGACGAAUUGAAUCAAAUCCUUGUUGGUUAUCACAACACCAUCAAAGAUACUCUUCAGAUGUGCGAGCAAGUUCCGUCUCUUACACAAGAAAAAUUAAGCUGGAACGAUGUCCUUGAGAUUUCUGAUCACCUCUCAAAACAAGCGACCAUAGUGGGAAUGCUAUGGACUGGAGAACAACCUCCACAAGCUGAAGCACUGAAGGAGGCUAUGGAGUCAUACUUUAACGCUCUUCAAGGAUUUUUGCUGCAUUGUCAUGGAAGCAUGGCUGGUGCUGGGACUACACUUUCUUCAUCCAUACAAGCCUCUGUGGAACAAAUUGUCGAUUCCAGCUUCAGAUUUUUGCAGGGUUCUGUCUCUCUAUACGAAGGAGCAUAUGAGAAAGGCAGGAAGCCUUCGAUUCCGCAGCUUGCAGGAGCAGUGUGGGAAGCAUGUUCUAAUUUGAAGAAGGUGCCAGCAACAAACAUCAAAGCGAUUGGAAGGGAGAUGAAACUGGUUGCUUUUUCCAUGAAAGAUGUUCUUAGGGAAAUGAAAGAACUGAAACUAGCUUGUUCUUCACCUGAGUCUGAUGAUGUUUACGCAAAUCCUGAAAGCCAAAUUCCAAACUCAGAUGAAGAUGCAGAUGAUUUAGGCGAUGACUUGUCUCCUGAAGAAUUUGAAGUUGCUGAAAUGGUAGCUGAUAUCGUGUCUGAGACACUUGUGGUUAUAAAAGAGCUUAUACGUGCUAUCACAAGCAUGAUCAAGCUGGAGAAUCCAAAGGAUAACGGUGAGUUUGUGGACUCUCUUGAGAAACUACUGAAGCUGUGUCAAGGAACCGGUGUACAGAUUGACGAGCUUGGAGCUUGCGUUUACCCACCGCAAGAGUUUGGUCUCAUGAAACUAACAGUGGAAAGAAUAAAGGCAAAUAUUAGUGAGAUUGAGGCUGAUGUUAAGGGUUUUAAGAAUUUUUCAUCAGAAGCUUUAUUGGGAACUUGCAGAAGGCUACAUAUGUCGAUUGAGCAUAUGGAAACUGAACUGGAUACAAGAACUAAAGCUGAAGUAGUUUGCAAAAUGCAAAAUGUUACUCUCUAGCACUUAUCAAAAGCUUGGA
Camelina sativa (false flax) is the source of this 1517-nucleotide messenger RNA. RefSeq lists its product as uncharacterized. NCBI's taxonomy places the organism in Eukaryota, Viridiplantae, Streptophyta, Magnoliopsida, Brassicales, Brassicaceae. The record is from RefSeq and is a predicted model, not a curated record. Gene Ontology annotation, cellular component: nucleus.